GUUCAUUUCUGAUCAAAAAUACCCAGUUCAUACUUUACAAACAAACGUACGAGCCGUGCUAACUAUCAAUAGGUUUUCAACAAUUAAUCACUUGGCUACAAUAAGAUUUAUCUAAUCUGCUAUCAGCAUUAAUAUCGGUCCGCUUACCACCUUUGUCCGACCGGCAGUGCAGUGAAGUGAACGUGUGACAAUAUGAAAUUCACAAUUUUUUGACCAGUUGUAGUUUAGAAGGGUGUUUGGUAAUUAUUUUUGAAAAUGGGUGAAUUACAGAAUAGUAGCAGUGAGAAGAAGGGGUCGCCGUUUUUGAGGCAGGCGUUCGUGACAGCCAGCGUGUCGACGAACAUCAUCGCUCACGGCUGCGUGAUUGGUCUCUCCGCUAUCCUCAUCCCCAGCCUUCGUCUGCCGCAGUCUCAGAUACACGCCACGCCCAGUGAGGAGUCAUGGAUAGCAUCAAUCAUCGGCUUCGGGCUAAUUGCGGGCAACAUCAUUAUCACACCUCUCAUGGACAUCCUCGGGAGAAAGAAGUCACAUCUGCUGACCAUCCUACCAGUCCUGGCGGGCUGGUUCCUCCUGCUUCUGGUGAAGAACGUCGCGGGCCUUAUCGCAGCCAGGUUCAUACAAGGCAUAGCUAUGGGCAUGCUUGGACCUCUUGGCUCCAUCAUCAUCGGUGAAAUGACGGACCCAGUGAAUAGAGGAGCGUUCCUGACAUGUGUCUCCCUAUCCUUAACUAUAGGAGUGAUGUUCUGCCACUCUUUGGGUACGUACUGUAGCUGGGAGCAAAGCGCUUUGAUAUGCUCUUUCAUUACCUUCACAAGUCUCCUCCUCAUCAUAUAUAACCCUGAGUCUCCAGCUUGGCUGAUCUCAAAAGGAAGGAUAGGAGAAGCGAGGGAAGUCUUCAUCUGGCUCCGAGGAGACGAUGAACAACAAAUCGAUGAAUUAGAGAAAACUAUAACAGCUCAGAGAAUGACACGCAAAUCUAGCGUGAUAGACAUAAAUUUGUCGUUUGGUGCGAAGACGAAACGAUACUUCAGAUAUUUGAAAGAGACUAUGAAGAAGCCGGAGUUUUACAAGCCUAUUAUUAUAAUGGUGUUUUUGUAUGUGAUGUUCCAAUUCGCUGGUAUCAACGUCAUCAGCUCAUAUGCCACUGAUAUCAUCAGACAGGUGGUGGGGCCUGAAGCGAACGCUAAUGUCAUUAUGGUAGCCUUGGACAUAGAAAGGCUGGUCUGCAACCUCCUGGCUGUGUACCUGAUGAAGACUAUGAACAGAAGAACUUUGCUGUUCAGCACUGGGGCGAUUUGUAUUUUGUCUUACGUGGCAAAGGGUCUGUACGUUCACGCGAAGCAGAACGAUAAGCUGCCAUUCGACAACCAGUGGGUGCCGAUAGCAUUGAUAGGGAUUUACAUGUUCUCGUUAACAGUCGGCAUAUCUUCGAUUCCUUUUGCUUUGUCUGGGGAAAUUUUCCCGUUGGAAUACCGUGGAUUGGGCAGUGGUAUCAGUAUCCUAGGUUUAUCAUUGAACUUCUUCGUUGCCCUCAAGUGUUUCCCGGUGCUGACGACUGCUAUUGGUCUUCCAUGCACUUACUACUUGUACGCUGGCGUGGUGACGCUGUGUUUGAGCGUCGUGUGGUUCAUGUUGCCUGAGACGAAGGGCAGGACUCUACAAGAAAUCGAAGACAGUUUCCGAGGACUUUCUGCCGGAGACAAGAGUUUGGAGCCUCUGAACAAGCAAAACGGAGAAAUGAUGCGACGAGUUAGUUCGGUUAUUAUUUAUUAAUAGUACGGAAGGUAUUACUAAGACUUUGAGAGACAAUCGGAAUAUUUUAGAAUAUAGCAGUGUAUCUGUACUGGUUACGUAUUACGUGUUACGGAUGAUUGAAUGAAUAUGAAUGAGACCUAAUAUUAAGUUUAUCUAACUUAUAGGUAAUUUAUGAAUUGUACAUUUCAAUCUCAGAUAAGUGAAUAAAACUAAUUUUAUUUUGGA
This is a messenger RNA of Helicoverpa armigera (cotton bollworm), 1980 nucleotides long. Its product is annotated as facilitated trehalose transporter Tret1. NCBI's taxonomy places the organism in Eukaryota, Metazoa, Arthropoda, Insecta, Lepidoptera, Noctuidae. Gene Ontology annotation, cellular component: membrane. The record is from RefSeq and is a predicted model, not a curated record. Gene Ontology annotation, biological process: transmembrane transport. The transcript is spliced from 3 exons. Gene Ontology annotation, molecular function: transmembrane transporter activity. The coding region runs from base 256 to 1773 and encodes 505 amino acids.